Molecule: messenger RNA, 3677 nt
Organism: Myotis davidii
Lineage: Eukaryota; Metazoa; Chordata; Mammalia; Chiroptera; Vespertilionidae
Product: RB-associated KRAB zinc finger protein
Exons: 5
Coding region: 1035-2981 (648 amino acids)
Biological process (GO): negative regulation of transcription by RNA polymerase II
Molecular function (GO): DNA-binding transcription repressor activity, RNA polymerase II-specific; RNA polymerase II cis-regulatory region sequence-specific DNA binding
Source: RefSeq, a predicted model, not a curated record
GCGCCCCCCCGGACCAGGGACCUCCCUGUCUCCUGGGGGCCUCGGGGGUCCCAGCCUGGGCUUCGAGGUGCCCCUGCUCCCUGCACCCCCAACACCCCUUCCUCCGCCCCGCCCUCCCCAGGUUCCAAACGUCUCUAAGCGUCCCCCAGGACCUAGUUCACCGCCUAAGCGUGUGCCCACUCCCCUCGGAGCUGCCAGUGCCGUCCCGGUGCCGCGGUUCGAUGAGCCCGCAGGGGGCGCCCUGCCGCCUCGGUGACAGCGGAAGAGAUUGGGCCUGUGAAGGGCGGGACUUGCCCGGGUGUCCGCCUGUGGGUGGGAUCGCGAACAGGCCUCAGGCUCCCAGGCCAAGCGUUGUGCCCACUGUACCCCGGUUUUCUUAAGCGAGUACGUGCAACACUAACCACGUCUUGUCAGAUAAAACCACGCCCUGAUGCACAUUUAUCCCGUUUCUGAGAGCACAUACUCUGUGUUCCUCUGUAUGCCUUGAUUUUUAACAAUUGAAAGAAAAGUAAGAAAAUAGGUCAACAGUAUAACAGGAUUUCCCCCGCCCCCCCGCCCCCCAACCACCUUUUAUUUAAGGGUGGCCAACCUUUUGAAAACGGAGCUAGUGUUUAUAUUCACCAGUGGGAGGAACCUGUCGGAUGACCUCCAUCCUUUUGGGGUGGCAAUGGUUCGGGUGCGUCCCUCUGUCACCCUUGAGCCCUAUCUGAGUGUUCACAGGGCAUCAUUUCAUUGCGUUUUCUUUGGCGAUCCUCACGCAAAAGGUUCCCAGCCACACAGGCCAGGGUACUCAUGACUGCAAUGACUUGCCUGUUCUCCCCUAGGUCCGCUGUUAACAACCUGCACACUUUUCCAAGAGCAGCAGAAAAUGCAUGAGCCCCAGCUGCUGAUUUUUGACGUUUUUAAUUUCCGUUUUGGAGGUAAUAAUUGCUACCGCUAGCGAGCCAGUGUCAUUCAGGGACGUGGCCGUGGACUUCACCCAGGAGGAGUGGCAGCAGCUGGGCCCGGAGCAGAAGACCACCUACAGGGACGUGAUGCUGGAGAACUACAGCCACCUCAUCUCCGUGGGGUACGACAGCACCAAGCCCAGUGUGAUCGUCAGGUUGGAGCAGGGAGAGGAGCCGUGGGUGGCAGAAGGUGGCUCUCCGUGCCAGGGUUGCCCAGAAAAAAUCAAGAAAGUUGAUGAUAUAUUAGAAAGAAUCCAAGAAAAUGAAGAUGAAUGUUCAAGGCAAACUUACGAUAUCAAUAGUAAAACCUUAAUUGAAGAGAGAGAGAAUACAUUUGAUAAAACUUAUAACACAGAAGCAAACUUUGUUCCUUCAAGCAUAUCUCAUAGUUGUGUCUCUUGUGGAAAAAAUAUAGAAUCUAAUUCAGAAUUAAUUAUUAGCGAUGGAAGCUAUGCAAGAAAGAAGUCUGAUGAGUGUAGUGAAUGUGGGAAAACACACCAUGGAGAGAAACCUUAUGAAUUUAAUCAAAAUGGGGAAGGCUUUUCUCAAAAUGAAGAAAGUAUUCUUCAGAAAGUUAAUAUUUUAGAGAAACCCUUUGAGUAUAAUGAAUGCAUGGAAGCCUUAGACAAUGAAACUCAUAAGAGAGCUUAUAUCGGGGAGAAGCCCUGUGAGUGGAGUGAUUCUGGACCAGACUUUCUCCAGAUGUCAAAUUUUAAUGUGUACCAGAGAUCACAGAUGGAACUGAAGCCCUUUGAAUGCAGUGAAUGUGGGAAAUCCUUCUGUAAAAAGUCAAAAUUCAUUAUACAUCAGAGGGCUCACACAGGAGAGAAACCUUAUGCGUGUAAUGUAUGUGGCAAAUCCUUCAGCCAAAAGGGAACCCUCACUGUACAUCGGAGAUCACACUUAGAGGAGAAACCCUAUAAAUGUAACGAAUGUGGGAAAACCUUCUGUCAGAAGUUACAUCUCACUCAACAUUUGAGAACUCAUUCAGGAGAAAAACCCUAUGAAUGUAGUGAAUGUGGCAAAACCUUCUGCCAAAAGACGCACCUCACGCUCCACCAGAGAAAUCAUUCAGGGGAGAGACCCUAUCCGUGCAAUGAGUGUGGGAAAUCCUUCUCCCGCAAGUCAGCCCUCAGUGACCAUCAGAGAACACACACAGGAGAGAAACCUUAUCAAUGUAGUGAGUGUGGAAAAUUCUUUUCUCGAGUGUCAUACCUCACUAUACAUUAUAGAAGCCAUUUAGAAGAGAAACCCUAUGAGUGUAAUGAGUGUGGCAAAACCUUCAAUUUGAAUUCAGCCUUCAUUAGACAUCGGAAAGUACACACGGAUGAGAAACCCCUUGAAUGUAGUGAAUGUGGAAAGUUUUCUCAAUUCUCAUAUCUUAAUGACCAUCAUACAACUCCUUUAGGAGAGAAACCCUAUCAAUGUAAUGAAUGUGGGAAAACUUUCCUUGAAAAUUCAGCCUUUGACGGACACCAGUCAAUUCCAGAAGGAGAGAAAUCCUAUGAAUGUAAUAUAUGUGGGAAAUUGUUCUCCGAUUUAUCAUACUACACUGUACAUUAUAGAAGUCAUUCAGAAGAGAAGCCCUAUGGAUGUAGCGAAUGUGGGAAAACCUUCUCCCAUAAUUCAUCCCUCUUUAGACACCAGAGAGUACACACAGGAGAGAAGCCCUAUGAGUGUUAUGAAUGUGGAAAGUUCUUUUCUCAGAAGUCGUAUCUCACCAUACAUCAUAGAAUUCAUUCAGGAGAGAAGCCUUACGAAUGUAGUAAAUGUGGAAAAGUCUUCUCUCGGAUGUCAAACCUCACUGUACAUUAUAGAAGCCAUUCAGGAGAGAAACCCUAUGAAUGUAAUGAAUGUGGAAAAGUCUUUUCCCAGAAGUCGUACCUCACUGUGCAUUACAGAACUCAUUCAGGAGAGAAGCCCUAUGAAUGUAAUGAAUGUGGGAAAAAAUUCCACCACAGAUCAGCCUUCAACAGCCACCAGAGAAUCCAUAGGCGGGGGAAUGUGAAUGUACUCAAUGAGGGAAAUCUGUGAAAGUCAGACCUCGUUUUAGAAAAACCUUCUGAAUAAUGAUUUGGAGUCAGAUAUCAUGAUCUGAGAGUUCAUAUGUUGAAUGGGGAAAAACAUUCAGACAUUAGGUUCAUUUUCAUCUGACUUCACAGAGGAGAGUCUCUAAGAAGGCAACAGGAAAAAAUGCCUUCAGAACAUGCUACAACUCAUUGGACACUAGAUAAUUUAUACUGGAGUCAAUUUUAUAAGUAUUUAAUAUUUAUUUUGGAUUAAAGUUGUAUUUACAUAUCAGGGAGUCAUACCAAGGCAAAAUCUGUCAAAAUUGAUAAAUGUGGAAAAAUAUUUUGUCUUGGAAAUUAUUAUACCAAAAGCCAUAUUUCUGAUGUAAAAUCACAUGUUUGUAGGAAAGAAAUCAGAAGCUAUCACCUCUAAACCUUUAUUGUAUAAAAUGAAGUUUUCAAACCAUCAGGACUCGAUAAUAAGGUCAGUAGCGUUAAAUACUUAUAUGGAAGUUUCUAUCAUGUUUUAAAAAUGCAAUCUAAUAAUUCUAUGCAAGUUUGGAUUUGAAUAAUUUAUGAAAAGGCAGUAUUCUUAUUUGAGUAUUAAAAUGUCAGAAUGUUGGUGAGAUGUUCGACAGGUAAAGAAUAGUUAAGUGCAUAAGUUUCUAUUCUUUUGAUGCACUUAUAAAUGGGUUUCUAAUAAAUGCCUCACCAAUAGUGA